Molecule: messenger RNA, 1062 nt
Organism: Solanum stenotomum
Lineage: Eukaryota; Viridiplantae; Streptophyta; Magnoliopsida; Solanales; Solanaceae
Exons: 1
Coding region: 1-1062 (353 amino acids)
Molecular function (GO): protein dimerization activity
Source: RefSeq, a predicted model, not a curated record
AUGGGUGAGCUUAAAACGGGUAAAGGCUUGCAUCAAGAAGUUGGUAUUUCUAGAGCUUGCGAUACUCGUUGGGGAUCUCACUUCAAAUCUUUUAAUUGUUUUAUUCUCAAGUUUGGUACAAUUAUGGACAUUCUUGAUAAUAUUGUUGAAACUGCACAUUCUAUGGAUGAAAGAUCCAGGGCAACAGGAUAUAUCAGAAUUGCUCAAACUUAUGAGGUUGCAUUCAUGUUGCAUUUGAUGAAAGAAGUUUUAGGAAUUACUAAUGAUCUUAGUACAUGUUUACAAAAAAAGGAGCAAGACAUUGCAAAUGCCAUGCUACUUGUUAAAGUGUCCAAGAGAAGGCUACAAGAGUUGAGGGAAAAUGAAAGAUGGGAUUUAUUUGUUGUUGAGGUUUCUGCAUUUUGUAUCAAGUAUAAUAUUGUGGUGCCUAAUUUUGAUGAGCCGUAUGUUAAUUCUGGAAGAUCACGGCGUAAAUCUGCUGAUUAUAUUGUUUUUCAUCAUUAUCGUGUUGAAGUAUUUUGUAAAAUAAUUGAUUGGCAAUUGCAAGAACUCAAUGAUCGUUUUGAUGAGGUAACAACCGAGUUGCUUUAUGGAGUUGCUUGUUUGAAUCUGGUAGACUCAUUUUCAAGUUUUGAUAUCCAGAAAAUAAUGAGAAUGACUGAAUUAUAUCCUGAUGACUUUGAUGAACUUAGCAUGUGUGCACUUGAGAAUCAACUAGCAAAUUACAUUAUUGAUGUCCGUGAUAUCGAUAAAAGGUUCUCUGAUUUACAUGGGCUUUGUGAUCUUUCAAAAAGAUUGGUUCAGACAAAAAAACAUUCAUGUUAUCCUCUUGUAUUUCGUUUGGUGAAAUUCGCUUUGCUUCUGCCAGUUGCCACUGCAUCCGUUGAAAGAGGUUCUUCGGGAAUGAAAUUUAUUAAGAAUGAGUUGCGAAGUCGAAUGAAUGAUGACUUCUUGAGCGGUUGCAUGGUUCCUUUUAUGGAGAAGGAUGUGUUUAAGGAUGUUUCAACGGAUGAUAUUAUUUUGUCUUUUCAAGCAAUGAAACCUCGUCGAAUAGUAUUGUAA